Molecule: messenger RNA, 1002 nt
Organism: Phalacrocorax carbo (great cormorant)
Lineage: Eukaryota; Metazoa; Chordata; Aves; Suliformes; Phalacrocoracidae
Source: RefSeq, a predicted model, not a curated record
UGGUCUCGUCCCCGUCUUCCUUCCUCUGUGCCGGCGGGGCGGCGGCCGCUCGCUCUCCGGAAGCGCUGUUGCCGCGGCCGUUCCUGCUGCCGUUGAUCGCCCGCCGCGCUCGGACGAGGACCCUCUGCCGUAGCCGCCGGAACCAACAGCCAACAUGUCUAGCAAAAGGGCAAAGACGAAGACCACCAAGAAGCGCCCUCAGCGUGCCACUUCCAAUGUAUUCGCAAUGUUUGAUCAGUCGCAGAUCCAAGAAUUCAAGGAGGCCUUCAACAUGAUCGACCAGAACAGGGAUGGCUUCAUUGACAAAGAGGACUUGCACGAUAUGCUCGCCUCCCUUGGAAAGAAUCCAACGGAUGAAUACCUAGAUGCCAUGAUGAAUGAGGCUCCAGGCCCCAUAAACUUCACAAUGUUCCUCACAAUGUUUGGAGAGAAGUUAAAUGGCACCGAUCCAGAAGACGUCAUCAGGAAUGCUUUUGCUUGCUUUGAUGAAGAAGCAACAGGGUUCAUCCAGGAAGACUACCUGCGCGAGCUGCUGACGACCAUGGGGGACAGGUUCACGGAUGAAGAGGUGGAUGAGCUGUACAGAGAGGCGCCCAUCGAUAAAAAGGGCAAUUUCAACUACAUUGAAUUCACGCGCAUCCUGAAACACGGAGCGAAAGACAAGGAUGACUGAGCAAGUCCCUGGAUACCUGCAGAUUACCUCUGCUUUACACUUAAGUUUUUUGAGGGUUUCUUCCUGAUAGAACUUGUUGCAUGCAUUUAGCUUUACAGCUUUUGCCUUUCUCAAUGUAUUUAUCUAUUUCAGGCCAUUUAGGCGCAUUUGCACCUGUGUAAUCAGACUGGAAGCGGGGAAAAAUAUUGUGAGGGAAAGGCUAUGGGGACAAAGAUCCACGGACCUUUGAUAGCCCAGGAAAACAAUCUCAGCAUUUCUGGUUUAGCUGGAUUUUUACAUUUUUUUGUAAUAAAUGCCAUUUUGAAAUAAAGAUUGCUAUAUAGAUAAGA